AUUUAUAACGUUGCUGCUAGGGGGACACAAAAAAAACAUACAGCUCGCUCAGCGUUGCUGAGACGUUGUUUUUUAAAUGUCUGAAGAAUCGUGAGGUUGUGUCGGAGGGUUUUCUGAGGCCGUGUUUUUAUUAUUUUUUUUGUGUGUGGUGGAGCGGAUUCUCAAGGGGGGGGAAGAUGUGCGAUGGAAUAGCAGAGUCAAUCUCAAACGCCUUUUGGGCCCACACCUCAGCCAGUGAGCGGUCCUUUGUGUUGCUGCUGGUACUGACCCUAGCGUCCACUGGCCAAGGCUCAGGAUGCGUGAGGCCCUACAUGGUCCAGAACAGCUGGGUAAACCUCACAGAGACCAACAGAGGCUUGUUCCCUGUGGGCACGGUGCUGCAGUACAGCUGUGACCCCGGUUACUUGCCCGAUGGACCCAGCAUCCUCACCUGCACCGCAUCAGGGCGGUGGUCCUCAGAACCUCCUCAGUGUAUACGAAGCGGGGCAUGCCUACCCCUGUCCAAACCCGAGAACGGGGGCUACACCUGCCAUCCAUCCCCAUGUCGAUUGUUUUCCCAUGGCACUAUAAUUGAGUUCAUCUGUAAUGAGGGCUUUGCACUCAGUGGAGACUAUCCCUACCUGACCUGUCAGGAUGGGCAGUGGGACGGACCCAUGCAGAUCAGUUGUGUGAGCAAAGGUUGCAUUAGACCCUCUGUGGUCCUGCACGGUUCAACUAAUCAGAUGGACACCAACAGGAGCCUGUUUCCAGUGGGCGCAGUCCUGCAGUACAGCUGUGAUCCCGGCUACCUGCUGGUCGGACGCAGCAUCCUCACCUGCACCUCCAUCGGAGACUGGUCCUCUAACCUUCCUCGCUGCAUACGCAACGACGUCUGCCAACCUCCAUAUCAGCCAGAAAACGGAGGUUACACGUGCCACCCAUCCCCCUGCAGGCGAUUUUCUCACGGCACUGUCGUGGAGUAUUUCUGUGAUGAAGGUUACAUCCUGAAAGGAGACUACAAAUUCAGAACCUGUCGCUAUGGAAAGUGGGACAACACAUCGCCAGUGAGCUGUGUUAUUAAACAAGGCUGUGUAAGACCCUCCAUGGUGGAACAUGCCUUAACUAACCUAACUGAGAUGAACAGUAGCCUGUUCCCCGUGGGGUCCGUGCUGCAGUACAGCUGCGACCCUGGUUACCUGUUGGAAGGAGCCGGCAUCCUCACCUGCACCACACCUGGACACUGGUCCUCGGAGCCCCCUCGCUGUAUACGCGGUGACGUGUGCGAUUCUCCGCAUCAGCCGGAGAACGGAGGCUACACCUGCCACCCGUCCCCGUGCCGAAGGUUCUCUCAGGGCACUGUGAUCGAAUAUUUUUGCGACGAAGGCUACGUUCUGAAAGGAGAAUAUAAAUACCUGACCUGCCAGUAUGGGCAGUGGGACAACCAGAUGAAGAUAAGCUGUGUCAUGGAGCAAGACCACAUUCCAACUUUGCCAUUGGGAAUGCCGGCCUUGUCCAUAGUUGCUUCCACAGCAAGUUCAGUGGCUUUGAUCCUGCUCCUGGUGGUGCUGUUUGUACUUUUGCAGCCUAAACUCAAGUCCUUCCAUCGGCGUGACCACGGGGUGUCGGGCCAGCCUGUCUCCAUCAUGGUGGAAGGGGUCCAGGUGACUCUUCCCUCCUACGAAGAGGCCGUGAGCAGCACCGGAGCCUCAACGCUCAGCCCAGAGUCUAGAGUCCAGAUAGUGUUGUCUGAGGGCCAGCACGCCUCGGCGCUGGAGGCCGGCCCGCCCAGGCCGUCUUCGCUCAAACAGCAGCAGUCCGAGAUGCCUGCGGUUCACCCUGUGCUGCAGUCCUCCUCUUCCUCGCCGUUGUCUUCUGGUUGGAUUCUGGACCACGCAGGUGCAACCGGAGGCACCUCAGCCACACGCAGAAGGCCGUCUGCAGGCAGCGACCAACACAGCCUGUCGCUAGACUCUGAGAUGGACUACACUGACGAUAUGCCCUUACUGAAGGAGGCUUGAAACCUGCAGAGAAGACGACUGACCUGCACUGGUUUGCAGACUUUUUAUCAACAGAGAUGACGCCAGUCAGGGAGAGAUGCGCUCAGUCACUCUGAAGAGCUCAUCCAACCAUCCCAAAGGAACACAAAGGAGGAAAUCUCAUGUACAUAUGCUUACUUACGUUAGGCAUCCCCACAGUGUGAAUGUUUGUCUACUUUCUGAAAAUGCAGAAGAAAUGAACGGAGCAGACAGGUUGGAUGGAACGUGUUUUUAAAAAAAAAAGAUAACGGCUGAUGCUUUGCAUUAUUUUGUAAAAAAACAAAAAUCUGUUUACGAUAACUUUACUUAAAUCACACAUCACUUAAGAAACACACUUGCUAAGAUGCAUGAACCCACGUUCCUGUUGACGUAGUGAAAAGCUUUUAGUGUUUUCUUCUAACUUUUUGUACGUUUAAGUCAUCAGAUACAUCCUUUUAUGUCACCGUGCGGGACAGUCCUGCGCAUCCUUUUUCUCCUAUUCUCUCUUCAUGCUUGUACUCUUUCCCUUAUAAGGCCUUAGCUUUCCCACUUCUAUGCACAGGUAUCUAUAUUAUGUGAAAUAAGGAGUUGUAAAAGUGAAUGUCCUCACUGCUUAGUGAUCGAUUACUUGUGGCAUUGUGAAACACCUCACGUGUACACCUGAAGAUAUUGUCUUUGUUAAUUUAUUGAGGCGGCUGGGAAACCCCCUGCUAGCAGCCUAGACGUGUUUGUAACUUAUUUGUGCCGAGCAAGCUGUUGAUCAGCUGUCGUGAUGCCUCCGUAGCUGGCGUGUUAGUUUUAGUUCGGCUGCCGUGACAUCAGAUGUGACGUGAAGUGUUUGGGAAGACCCGCCCGCCAGAAGAAGGAAAAAAAAAAAAAAAAAAAGAGCAAAUGUACAGAUAAGUGUUAUUUCAGUGUUUGCUUUAUUUGACCUUCCAUUGAGCUCCCCUUUUAGAUUAAAGGGUGUAUGUUUUUGUUACGGCUGCGUUCUAAUAUAUGUAAAAAGUUUUAAGGUCUGGCUAUUCUGUAUAUAUCUUGUAAAUUUGAUUAAAUAUUAUUUCAUGUGUUCAA
This is a messenger RNA of Fundulus heteroclitus (mummichog), 3065 nucleotides long. Its product is annotated as sushi domain-containing protein 4. NCBI's taxonomy places the organism in Eukaryota, Metazoa, Chordata, Actinopteri, Cyprinodontiformes, Fundulidae. Bases 177 to 1997 code for a protein of 606 amino acids. The transcript has 11 exons. The record is from RefSeq and is a predicted model, not a curated record.